Homo sapiens (human) is the source of this 4915-nucleotide messenger RNA. Its product is annotated as neuroblastoma breakpoint family member 1-like. Lineage: Eukaryota; Metazoa; Chordata; Mammalia; Primates; Hominidae. The record is from RefSeq and is marked validated.
ACAGGAAGAUGGCCAAUCUUUCCUAAGCUGCUCACCUUACAAGAAAACGAAUCGUACUGCUAAGAAUUCAAACUUCAGCAGUCAUGGGGAGCCUUGGAAGGAGCCCGAAUCACUGAUGGAAUUGGACAGUGCAUGGAGAUGGUUCAGCAGGACAAGGUGCUGAAAACUCAUCCCCGUGUGACCUCAAGUAAGCCAUGUAACUCUGUGAACCUGCAGUUUUAUCAUUUUUAAAAUAAAGAAACAUGACAGAUUUUCAUUAUGACACAGAAUGUCAGGUCUCCCAGAUGCCAGAAAAUACAUUUACUUAAAGCCGUUGAUACGUCUUAAAGCGGUUUCCUUACAGUGUCAUUGGAGGACAGUGUGGAGUGCAGAGAGACAUGCUUUGAAAUGGGAUUGAUCCAGUCCUCCUUCCUUCACUACCACAUGAAUGCUGGGCAGCCCAGGGUCAACCCACCGCACCCUCAACUCAGACGGUUACCUGGCACGCUGGCCACAGUCUACCUCACUCUUAUCAGAGUCUGAGCUACUGGCAGUGCUUUCAGCUCUGAGUUCAGGCACCUCGAACCUUGUUUUUGUGGUGAAGGAACCUAAAGUGCUGUGGGGAGUGAUCACAUUUUUCACAACAUCCCUGGCUCCACCUCUUCUGCCACAAACGUCAGCAUGGUGGUAUCAGCCGGCCCUUGGUCCAGCGAGAAGGCAGAGACGAACAUUUUAGAAAUCAACGAGAAAUUGCGCCCCCAGCUGGCAGAGAACAAACAGCAGUUCAGAAACCUCAAAGAGAAAUGUUUUGUAACUCAACUGGCCGGCUUCCUGGCCAACCGACAGAAGAAAUAGUAAUCUAUAGGCUCACUCAUGAAAUAUGAAGAGUGUAAAGACCUCAUAAAAUUUAUGCUGAGGAAUGAGCGACAGUUCAAGGAGGAGAAGCUUGCAGAGCAGCUCAAGCAAGCUGAGGAGCUCAGGCAAUAUAAAGUCCUGGUUCACUCUCAGGAACGGGAGCUGACCCAGUUAAGGGAGAAGUUACGGGAAGGGAGAGAUGCCUCCCGCUCAUUGAAUCAGCAUCUCCAGGCCCUCCUCACUCCAGAUGAGCCAGACAAGUCCCAGGGGCAGGACCUCCAAGAACAGCUGGCUGAGGGGUGUAGACUGGCACAGCACCUUGUCCAAAAGCUCAGCCCAGAAAAUGACGAAGAUGAGGAUGAAGAUGUUCAAGUUGAGGAGGCUGAGAAAGUACUGGAAUCAUCUGCCCCCAGGGAGGUGCAGAAGGCUGAAGAAAGCAAAGUCCCUGAGGACUCACUGGAGGAAUGUGCCAUCACUUGUUCAAAUAGCCACGGCCCUUGUGACUCCAACCAGCCUCACAAGAACAUCAACAUCACAUUUGAGGAAGACAAAGUCAACUCAACUCUGGUUGUAGACAGAGAAUCCUCUCAUGAUGAAUGUCAGGAUGCUGUAAACAUUCUCCCAGUCCCUGGCCCCACCUCUUCUGCCACAAACGUCAGCAUGGUGGUAUCAGCCGGCCCUUUGUCCAGCGAGAAGGCAGAGAUGAACAUUCUAGAAAUGAAUGAGAAAUUGCGCCCCCAGCUGGCAGAGAAGAAACAGCAGUUCAGAAACCUCAAAGAGAAAUGUUUUGUAACUCAACUGGCCUGCUUCCUGGCCAACCAGCAGAACAAAUACAAAUAUGAAGAGUGCAAAGACCUCAUAAAAUCUGUGCUGAGGAAUGAGCGACAGUUCAAGGAGGAGAAGCUUGCAGAGCAGCUCAAGCAAGCUGAGGAGCUCAGGCAAUAUAAAGUCCUGGUUCACUCUCAGGAACGGGAGCUGACCCAGUUAAGGGAGAAGUUACGGGAAGGGAGAGAUGCCUCCCGCUCAUUGAAUCAGCAUCUCCAGGCCCUCCUCACUCCGGAUGAGCCAGACAAGUCCCAGGGGCAGGACCUCCAAGAACAGCUGGCUGAGGGGUGUAGACUGGCACAGCAACUUUUCCAAAAGCUCAGCCCAGAAAAUGACAAUGAUCACGAUGAAGAUGUUCAAGUUGAGGUGGCUGAGAAAGUGCAGAAAUCGUCUGCCCCCAGGGAGAUGCAGAAGGCUGAAGAAAAGGAAGUCCCUGAGGACUCACUGGAGGAAUGUGCCAUCACUUGUUCAAAUAGCCAUGGCCCUUAUGACUCCAACCAGCCACAUAGGAAAACCAAAAUCACAUUUGAGGAAGACAAAGUCGACUCAACUCUCAUUGGCUCAUCCUCUCAUGUUGAAUGGGAGGAUGCUGUACACAUUAUCCCAGAAAAUGAAAGUGAUGAUGAGGAAGAGGAAGAAAAAGGGCCAGUGUCUCCCAGGAAUCUGCAGGAGUCUGAAGAGGAGGAAGUCCCCCAGGAGUCCUGGGAUGAAGGUUAUUCGACUCUCUCAAUUCCUCCUGAAAUGUUGGCCUCGUACCAGUCUUACAGCGGCACAUUUCACUCAUUAGAGGAACAGCAAGUCUGCAUGGCUGUUGACAUAGGCGGACAUCGGUGGGAUCAAGUGAAAAAGGAGGACCAAGAGGCAACAGGUCCCAGGCUCAGCAGGGAGCUGCUGGAUGAGAAAGGGCCUGAAGUCUUGCAGGACUCACUGGAUAGAUGUUAUUCAACUCCUUCAGGUUAUCUUGAACUGACUGACUCAUGCCAGCCCUACAGAAGUGCCUUUUACAUAUUGGAGCAACAGCGUGUUGGCUGGGCUCUUGACAUGGAUGGUGAGUACAUUGAAAAGUACCAAGAAGUGGAAGAAGACCAAGACCCAUCAUGCCCCAGGCUCAGCAGGGAGCUGCUGGAUGAGAAAGAGCCUGAAGUCUUGCAGGACUCCCUGGAUAGAUGUUAUUCGACUCCUUCAGGUUAUCUUGAACUGCCUGACUUAGGCCAGCCCUACAGAAGUGCUGUUUACUCAUUGGAGGAACAGUACCUUGGCUUGGCUCUUGACGUGGACAAAAAGGACCAGGAAGAGGAAGAAGACCAAGGCCCACCAUGCCCCAGGCUCAGCAGGGAGCUGCUGGAGGCAGUAGAGCCUGAAGUCUUGCAGGACUCACUGGAUAGAUGUUAUUCAACUCCUUCCAGUUGUCUUGAACAGCCUGACUCCUGCCUGCCCUAUGGAAGUUCCUUUUAUGCAUUGGAGGAAAAACAUGUUGGCUUUUCUCUUGACGUGGGACUCAGCGGCAUGCUGAUGGAAGUGGAAGAGCCUGAAGUCUUGCAGGACUCACUGGAUAGAUGUUAUUCGACUCCGUCAAUGUACUUUGAACUACCUGACUCAUUCCAGCACUACAGAAGUGUGUUUUACUCAUUUGAGGAACAGCACAUCAGCUUCGCCCUUGACGUGGACAAUAGGUUUCUUACUUUGAUGGGAACAAGUCUCCACCUGGUCUUCCAGAUGGGAGUCAUAUUCCCACAGUAAGCAGCCCUUACUAAGCCGAGAGAUGUCAUUCCUGCAGGCAGGACCUAUAGGCACGUGAAGAUUUGAAUGAAACUAUAGUUCCAUUUGGAAGCCCAGACAUAGGAUGGGUCAGUGGGCAUGGCUCUAUUCCUAUUCUCAGACCAUGCCAGUGGCAACCUGUGCUCAGUCUGAAGACAAUGGACCCAAGUUAGGUGUGACACGUUCACAUAACUGUGCAGCACAUGCCGGGAGUGAUCAGUCAGACAUUUUAAUUUGAACCACUUAUCUCUGGGUAGCUACAAAGUUCCUCAGGGAUUUCAUUUUGCAGUCAUGUCUCUGAGCUUCUAUACCUGCUCAAGGUCAGUGUCAUCUUUGUGUUUAGCUCAUCCAAAGGUGUUACCCUGGUUUCAAUGAACCUAACCUCAUUCUUUGUAUCUUCAGUGUUGAAUUGUUUUAGCUGAUCCAUCUUUAACACAGGAGGGAUCCUUGGCUGAGGAUUGUAUUUCAGAACCACCAACUGCUCUUGACAAUUGUUAACCCGCUAGGCUCCUUUGGUUAGAGAAGCCACAGUCCUUCAGCCUCCAAUUGGUGUCAGUACUUAGGAAGACCACAGCUAGAUGGACAAACAGCAUUGGGAGGCCUUAGCCCUGCUCCUCUCGAUUCCAUCCUGUAGAGAACAGGAGUCAGGAGCCGCUGGCAGGAGACAGCAUGUCACCCAGGACUCUGCCGGUGCAGAAUAUGAACAACGCCAUGUUCUUGCAGAAAACGCUUAGCCUGAGUUUCAUAGGAGGUAAUUACCAGACAACUGCAGAAUGUAGAACACUGAGCAGGACAACUGACCUGUCUCCUUCACAUAGUCCAUAUCACCACAAAUCACACAACAAAAAGGAGAAGAGAUAUUUUGGGUUCAAAAAAAGUAAAAAGAUAAUAUAGCUGCAUUUCUUUAGUUAUUUUGAACCCCAAAUAUUUCCUCAUCUUUUUGUUGUUGUCAUUGAUGGUGGUGACAUGGACUUGUUUAUAGAGGACAGGUCAGCUCUCUGGCUCAAUGAUCUACAUUCUGAAGUUGUCUGAAAAUGUCUUCAUGAUUAAAUUCAGCCUAAACGUUUUGCCGGGAACACUGCAGAGACAAUGCUGUGAGUUUCCAACCUUAGCCCAUCUGCGGGCAGAGAAGGUCUAGUUUGUCCAUCAGCAUUAUCAUGAUAUCAGGACUGGUUACUUGGUUAAGGAGGGGUCUAGGAGAUCUGUCCCUUUUAGAGACACCUUACUUAUAAUGAAGUAUUUGGGAGGGUGGUUUUCAAAAUUAGAAAUGUCCUGUAUUCCAAUGAUCAUCCUGUAAACAUUUUAUCAUUUAUUAAUCAUCCCUGCCUGUGUCUAUUAUUAUAUUCAUAUCUCUACGCUGGAAACUUUCUGCCUCAAUGUUUACUGUGCCUUUGUUUUUGCUAGUGUGUGUUGUUGAAAAAAAAAACAUUCUCUGCCUGAGUUUUAAUUUUUGUCCAAAGUUAUUUUAAUCUAUACAAUUAAAAGCUUUUGCCUAUCA